Zychaea mexicana is the source of this 2278-nucleotide messenger RNA. RefSeq lists its product as uncharacterized. The record is from RefSeq and is a predicted model, not a curated record. The coding region runs from base 272 to 2083 and encodes 603 amino acids. Lineage: Eukaryota; Fungi; Mucoromycota; Mucoromycetes; Mucorales; Lichtheimiaceae. The transcript has 5 exons.
GCGCCUGUAUUUUCAGCCAGAACCUUUCUUUUUCUCUUUUGAAAAAGCUACAGAUCCCUCUCCUCGACAAGAUAAACUUGUUUUCUCGUUAGGCGCGAUAUAUCUCUUCUUCUUUCUCUCACUCGCACCCCCUUUCCUUAUCCGGCCCUGGAACCACAACGCAACCCUCAUUCAUACCUUCUGCUACUUCUUCAUAUAGAGUAUAUACACAACCAUAACGUAUUAACACAAAGAAACACCCCACCCUCCUUCUCUCCAAAAGCCUUUGCCGAUGCCUACAACAGCUAGGCUUAGUCAUCGUCAUCAACCGUCUACCACGUCUUCGACAUCGUCUACUUCGUCUUCGUCCUCUACACGACCUGCUCUUCAACGCAUCCUCACCAAUUCACCCUCCAAUGCCGUUCAUUUGUCCAGGAGCACGGCACGGACGUCGCGACGAGUACGAUCGCACUGGUUUAGCCAUUUUGCGUUAAAUUGGCGUCGAAGUUCACGUUCUUCAAAGUUAUUUCUUGCCUCCUCCAUGACGUUGAUGGCGGUGCAGGUGAUUGCAUCGAUCAUCGUCUUGACGUUUUCUUGGGAAAUGUAUUGCGACAAACCACUACGUAUAUUCAUCACAGUGUAUAUCCUGCGACUUGCACUCGCCUCUCCUCUUACCGUCUAUUUACAUCUGAUACCACGUCGCCUGCAGCAACAGCAGAUCUUACAGCAACAGCAGCAGCAACAGCCACAUUCGCAUUUACAUUCUCAACAGCAACAUUCACUGCAUAAUGCAUCUUUAUCACAGCAAUAUAAUCAUCAUCUUCAUCACCAGCAACACUCACGGCAUCAUCACCAUCACCGGCUAGUUAGCGCGGAGAACCGCGCCGAAGCAGGCGAAAUAUAUCCUAUGACUACCUUAGCAACACCCAACAACACGACCCGCGUCCCCACGACAACCACUAACGCCACAACAAAUGCAAACGCAACCACGAAUAAUAAUAAUACAACCUCUUCCUCCACCACUACCACCGCCACAGCAACAGCUACUACUACCUCCGCUCAUAUCCAGGCAUUGUCGUCACCCUCUUCCUCUGCGAUCGUCUCCUCGCCACCCACGCCAUCACCUCCCACAGCACCAGCAGCAUCAUUAAUGUCGCCACCCUCUUCCGAUCACCAGCAAUACUAUCAUCUCCAUCAUCAUUUCAAUCACCAGCAACAACAGCAGCAAGCAUCAUCAUUACCGCCGUCUGUCAUGGCCCAAGCUCCUCCACCGAACAUCAUGCAUCGUACGAGUCGACCUGAAGUUUUUAACCCACUUUAUGCAGAUACGACAUUAACACAUUGGAUUGAUCGAGCAAAGUCGGCAUUGGAUAUGUUUGGCCUGCUGUGGUUCAUAAUAGGCAACUAUAUGCUUUUCACGUCGAGCACUUGCUCCGAGACAGCUGUACCAUUAUAUUAUCUAUCGCUCGUGGUGAUUGUAUACAAUUAUCUGAUCAUUUCUGUACCGAUAUUCUUAUGUACUGCCGUCAUUUUCUGUCUUCCCUGUGUUCUUGUGGGAAUGCGUAUCAUUCAUGUAGAGGAUGCAGUGGAUAUGGGCGGUGCGUCAAGCGCAGAGAUUGCAACGAUUCCAGUCUAUCAAUUUAAAUCCAACAAAAGCACCACCACUUCACCGGCACCUGUGCCGAAUCAUCAUCCUAUCGGCAGUGGAGGAGCAGGAGGCGCCGAGGAAAUUGAAAUUCACGAAUUACCAUUAUCAACCACGACGACAAAACAAGCGAAAAAGAUGAUGGCGGGUGAACGCAUGGAACCAUCGUUGAGCUUUUUAGAUCAUCUUUGGGUUCGGUUAGGCUUUGUUUCUGACAAUGGUCAGCAGGAUCAACAAGAGCCAGAGUUCGAUACGAUCGAGAUUCCUAAUGAACAAGACCAAGUGUGUGCCAUCUGCUUAUCCACGUACGAUGACGGAGAUAUCUUGUGCCAAUUAUGGUGCAACCAUCACUUUCACCGUACCUGUGUUCAUGAAUGGCUAGCACUGAACAGCAGAUGUCCCAUGUGUAAACGCGACUGUAGGGGUAAACCCUAUCCAGAAGAAAGAAGAUCACCCUAACCGCUAUACGUACAGACACACCCGCAUAUAUAGUAGCAUACCAUAUCUUUUUGCCCUUUUCCUUUUGUGUGGUAGUCUCUUCUUGUUUAAUACACAUAUAUGCAAGUCUCCCACAUGUUGUACAGUACCAUAUACAAAGUAAAUUAUAUCAUUCCCCCGUUCUUUUUUUAAAAGUUAGAAAUACUACUAAGCGCU